AUGACCAUGUGCCAACCCACCCCCUCGGCCAUCCCACCAACAGGACUAGUUGCUCCACACACGCCCCAUCACGCAUCCAUCGUGCCCACCUCUGAGCUGGGGGGUGGGGUGCUGUUCCCCAUUGUGCAUCAUCAGGGUCAUGGUGUUCGAUAUUGCUCUGGCAGGCCGUGCUCCGCCACGGGCGACUUUUACCGCCUCUUGGCUUUGCACGAUUGGUCAGACGAGUCGGCCCCCAUAGGAAAAGGCGGACUUGGCGAUUGCAGCCUGGGCGGUGGCCUGCAGACGACUGGCUCAGGCACAGCGAGCACUCGGCUGCGGGAGCUGUACCCUUGUUGGGCCAACCCUCAACGCCGAGGGCGCGAGGACUUCACAGGCAAGCACGACGAGGAUGCUCCCAGCAGAGACGAUGCUCGCCUGUACGUCUUGUCCGAGUCCGCCAUCGUGCUAGUUCACGUCGCACGGAAUGCCGCGUCGGACGGCAGAGUGACUCUUGCCGGAGCUGCCUGGUGGCAUCAGAAGUGGCCAUCACCUGCACCUACACCUGCACCCGCACCUGCGCCUGCACGAAACGCAGCCGCACAGCCAGCACGUAUCUUUUGGCCCCGUUCCGCCUUCGACGCCGCAUCCGCCGGUGCCCCUGCACGGGCCUUUUUGCGGCGGCCCAGGCAGGACGCCUGGCGCAGGGACUACUGCAAGCCCCAGACCGCCGUUGUUUCUCUCUGA
Messenger RNA from Microdochium trichocladiopsis, 723 nucleotides. RefSeq lists its product as uncharacterized. Lineage: Eukaryota; Fungi; Ascomycota; Sordariomycetes; Xylariales; Microdochiaceae. The record is from RefSeq and is a predicted model, not a curated record. The coding region runs from base 1 to 723 and encodes 240 amino acids. The transcript is spliced from 4 exons.